Messenger RNA from Penaeus monodon (black tiger shrimp), 880 nucleotides. Its product is annotated as enhancer of split mbeta protein-like. NCBI's taxonomy places the organism in Eukaryota, Metazoa, Arthropoda, Malacostraca, Decapoda, Penaeidae. The record is from RefSeq and is a predicted model, not a curated record. Gene Ontology annotation, cellular component: nucleus. Gene Ontology annotation, molecular function: protein dimerization activity; RNA polymerase II cis-regulatory region sequence-specific DNA binding; DNA-binding transcription factor activity, RNA polymerase II-specific. Gene Ontology annotation, biological process: regulation of transcription by RNA polymerase II; regulation of neurogenesis; anterior/posterior pattern specification.
UGGAGCCCAUGUCCCGCACCUACCAGUACCGCAAGGUGAUGAAGCCCAUGCUGGAGCGCAAGCGGCGGGCGCGCAUCAACAAGUGCCUGGACGAGCUCAAGGACCUGAUGGUGAGCGCCCUGCAGUCCGAGGGCGAGACCAUCACCAAGCUGGAGAAGGCCGACGUGCUGGAGCUGACGGUGCGCCACCUGCGGAAGCUCAAGCAGCACCACGCCCUCGCCCUCCCCGCCCACAACCAGGCCCACGACAAGUUCCGCGCCGGGUUCACCCACUGCGCCAACGAGGUGUCCCGCUUCGUGACCUCCGUGCCCGGCGUCGACAUCCACGUCUCCACCAGGCUGCUCUCCCACCUCGGAGGCUGCAUCACCCAGCUGGACAAGAUCUCCGCCGUGCCCCCGCCCGCCACGCCCGCCGCAGCGCAGGCGCCCCUCACCCCCUCCUCCACCUCGCCCGCCGCCAGCAUGGUGCCCAUCACAGUGACAGUGCCCAGGGUCUACACCCCGCCCGCCAGCCCCGAGUCCAAGCCCAGCCCCGCCAGCCCGCCCAGCCUGGUGUCGCCGCCGCCCACCAGCGUCAGCCCCAGGGCCCUCACCAAGCAGGCGCCCUCGCCCAUCCGGGUGGGCGCCCCCGCAGGAAGCCCCAUGUGGCGCCCCUGGUAAGCGCCGCCGAGGGUCCAAGGACGCCUCGUGAGACCCAAGUACCUGACGCCGCUGCGCCUCCGGCCUCGCUCGCCGCCCAGUGACUCCUCGAGAAAGCCGGGGGCCAGGGUGCGCUGCGCUGUGAUAUUACGCUGUGAUAAAACGUCUUUCAAAGCAAAAGGAAAUACGAGAAAUACAAUAUUUAUUUUGUUAUGUUGUUAAUAAAACAGUUCCCGAUCUUA